AUGUAACAGGAGGAAAGAAGGAUAACCAAAGACUAUCUUAAAAAGCUGUUAAGAAAGGAAUUCAAACUCUAUUACACCACUCCUGAGCUUAAUGAUUGUCUUUACUUGCAUUACAAAGGUUUUGAAAAGAUUGAAAAUCUCGAAGAGUUCACAGGAUUAAAAGUAAUUUAUUUGGAAGGAAAUGGUCUUAACAAUAUUGAAGGACUUGAUUGUUUGAUUUCUUUAAAAUGCUUGUAUUUAUAGGAGAAUGUAAUCAGGAAAAUUGAAAACUUGAACAUGCUAACUGAGUUAAUUAAUCUAAAUCUAAGUGAUAAUAUGAUAAGCAAGAUCGAAGGGUUGGAAUAAUGCUAAAAAUUAUAGACUCUUUAAAUCAAAAGAAAUAGAAUUGGAUUGAAUGGACUUAGCGAUUUGGAAGGAUUGCUAUGCUUACCAAAUUUAUCAGUGUUGGAUGUAUCAGAUAAUAAAAUAGAUGACCCAAAUGUUUUGGAUGAAAUAUUUUUGAAAAUGCCUCAAUUAUCAGUGUUGUACUUCUAGAACAAUACAGCUGGGAAGUAGAUUCAACACUAUCGAAAAACACUCAUUAGUAGAAUUAAAACACUAAAGUAUUUGGAUGACAGACCUGUCUUUGAUGAUGAAAGAAGAUUUGCUGAGGCCUUUGCCAAAGGAGGACUAGAUUUGGAGAGAGAAGAAAGACAAAAGUAUAAGAAAGAGCAGGAGGAAGAACAUAUGAGACAACAUCAGAACUUUAAAGAUAUGAUUCGUAGAUACAGAGAAGAGUAGUAAUAAUAACAAGAAUCAUAAUAAUAAGAAGAAUUAUAAUAAGUUGAUAAUGUUUCUGAAAAUGAAGAACCUUCACAUUUAUCAACUUAUAAUACUUAAUCGAAUGCUAGUGAUGUUAGAUCAUCUGCUUAACAAUCCGCUCAACAUUCAGAACAUUAAUCAGAGAAACACUCAGAUAAGUAAUCAGACAAUCAAUCCGAAAAUAAUUCAAGAAUUGCAGAUGGACACAGUGAACACAGAAGUGUAGAUGGAGAUUAGAAGAGUGUAGAUGGUGCCAGUGAUCAUGGUAGCGAAUAAGUAGAGAUUAAUGCAAUAGGAAAUUUUGGGCAGUCAACUCAACUUGAUGAAAUUGAUUGA
This is a messenger RNA of Paramecium tetraurelia, 1137 nucleotides long. RefSeq lists its product as uncharacterized. Gene Ontology annotation, molecular function: protein binding. Lineage: Eukaryota; Ciliophora; Oligohymenophorea; Peniculida; Parameciidae. The record is from RefSeq and is a predicted model, not a curated record. The transcript is spliced from 4 exons.